This is a messenger RNA of Parasteatoda tepidariorum (common house spider), 1328 nucleotides long. The record is from RefSeq and is a predicted model, not a curated record. NCBI's taxonomy places the organism in Eukaryota, Metazoa, Arthropoda, Arachnida, Araneae, Theridiidae.
GUAGACAAAUACUCACUAUAGGGAAAGACCAAUUUUGGACAUGCGGAAUCAUGAUCAUUUAUACAAAAACUAACUUUUUUUGCAUGUGAUGGCGCAAAUUUAAUAAAAAAGCCAUAAGUAUAUUGCUGUAUUAAUAGAGCUUGAUGAAUUUCAAAUGACCAUGCCUAAAAAGCUACUUUCUUGCAGUGUAUGUGAAAAAACAUUCACGAUAAAAUGGCGUUUAAAAAUUCACGAAAGAAUCCAUACAGGGGAAAAGCCAUUUAAAUGUGAUGUAUGUGGAAAAGGGUUUCGAGAAAAAGAAGUGCUGAAUUUUCACAAAUUCACUCAUUCAGAAAUCAGAUCAAUUGAAUGCGAUAUCUGCGGAAAGUUUUUCAAAACAAAGCGUGAAAUUAGUGUCCAUAAAAAAUUUCACACUCAAGAGAGAAAUUAUAAAUGCCACAUAUGUAACAAAAGGUUUUAUAACAACAUGUCUUUAAAAAUUCAUUUGCGUAGCAAGCGUGUUCAUUCUAUAAAAUGUAAGUUAUGUGAUGAACGUUUCACAGACAAAGAAUCUCUCGAAAUUCAUAUGUCUGAUCACUGCGUCAUGAAACAUGCUUGCAAUUUGUGUAACAAAACCUUCUCUAUUAAAGAUAGUUUAAACCAUCAUAUUAAAAGCCAUAAUCAAACCAAGGAUGCAGUUUCUUGUGAAAUAUGCUUUAAAAGCUUUGUUAGUAAGGGUACUUUGAAUGUGCAUAUGAAACUCCAUAACAGUAUUGAAGAAUUUAAAUGUCACAUCUGUGGGAAAAGCUCUCGACUGAAGUCAAAUUUAGAAAAGCACUUAAAAACUCAUGUAUUUAAAACAAAAUUUACCUGUGAAAUUUGUAAUAAGCAAUUUACAUCUAUGGGUAACUUACGUGUUCACAAGAAAAUGGUUCACAUGAAUGAAAAACCUCACAAAUGUGAUGUUUGUGAAAAAUCAUUCAGCUUAGCUGCAACUCUUAGACGCCAUUAUUUAGUUCAUACUGGAGAAAAACCAUUUGCAUGUGAUAAAUGUGGUAGAAGUUUUAAUCAAGCAUCUAUUCGUAAAAGACAUUGGUGUUAUGGGGGGAAAACUGAAUAAGUGUCAUAAAAGCUUUGCUAGAAAGUCAACCAUAAAUAAACACAAGUGUCAACCUAUUGAUUAUGAGUGAUUUAAGAAACGAAAAAAUGUGUCAAUGUUUGUGAAUUUUUAAAGUAUUUACAUCUUAUAUGCCUGAAAAAAGCAUUAUCUUAGUUCCUGACAGCUUAAAUGUAAAUUUUUUUUUAGCAAUGUACUUUAUUGAAUUAUAAAACUAUAAUUUCUUAACAUA